GAAGGCGCGAAGCACGGCAUCAUCGAUCGACAUGGGCAACAGCCUGCGGUGCUGCCUGGCGUGCGUGCUCCCCUGCGGCGCGCUGGACCUGGUCCGGAUCGUGCACCUCAGCGGUCGCGUCGACGAGUACGGCCGCGCCGUGUCGGCCGGGGAGGUGCUCGCCGCGCACCCCAACCACGUGCUCAGCAGGCCGUGCUCGUCGCAGCAGGGGGUGGUGCGCCGGAUCAUCAUCGUGUCGCCGGAGUCCGAGCUGGAGCGCGGGGAGAUCUACUUCCUCAUCCCGGCAGCCUCCGUGCCCGACGGGAAGAAGACUGGCGCUGGCGCGCCGGGCCGGCACGUUCGCAGCAAGUCGGAAGGCAGCGUCGUGGCCGGCGAUCGGCAGCUGGGGCUGUGUGGCGCGUCGCCGGAGAGGACAACGAAGAGGACGGCGGCGCAGCAGCACCGGAGGCGCAUGAGCACCGGCAGCCACGCCUCGCCGUGGCAGCCGCACCUUGCGUGCAUCGCCGAGGACCUCUGACUUGAGGAGUUCGCGCGCAUGGUGUGAUAGAUCGAUGCUGUGAUUCCCUUUUCCUUUCUCAUAUACUCUGCGUGGUAAAUACGUUCGUUUUCGUACAUGUGUUCCCUUUGGUUGCUUGUUUUUCUCGUUGAAAGUACAUUCGAGUGUCGCGUGCCGAUCUUCUUGUGUGAAUUUUUGAACAUCUUUUUUAACUUAUUUCCCGUUUGGCUGAAGACUGAAGAGUGUUCCUGCGUUUUUCUCAUCUAGGAACUAGAAAAGAGAGAGAGACAUUGACAAAGAGGACAAAUUUGUAUCAAAUUGAAUUUGAACCUUGUACAUAAAGCUGUAUAUUGUAUCAAUGUGUCAUUUUCUUGUGUCCCUUUUCUUUUGUAAAAACUAGCAAG
Messenger RNA from Phragmites australis (common reed), 900 nucleotides. RefSeq lists its product as uncharacterized. The transcript has a single exon. The record is from RefSeq and is a predicted model, not a curated record. Bases 32 to 517 code for a protein of 161 amino acids. Lineage: Eukaryota; Viridiplantae; Streptophyta; Magnoliopsida; Poales; Poaceae.